UCUAUAAAAUUGAUUGCAUUAAAACAAUUCAUGGAAAGAUUUAAUCACAUUAAAGUAGAUCUGUGGAAAGAUUUGAAUGCAUUAGAGCAGGUCUGUGGAAAAUUUGAUAUCAUUAAAAUGGAAGCUAAUAAAAACAAUG
Molecule: messenger RNA, 139 nt
Organism: Racocetra persica
Lineage: Eukaryota; Fungi; Glomeromycota; Glomeromycetes; Diversisporales; Gigasporaceae
Source: the annotation of a GenBank genome assembly